Molecule: messenger RNA, 1443 nt
Organism: Alternaria burnsii
Lineage: Eukaryota; Fungi; Ascomycota; Dothideomycetes; Pleosporales; Pleosporaceae
Product: sterigmatocystin 8-o-methyltransferase precursor
Exons: 5
Coding region: 1-1443 (480 amino acids)
Molecular function (GO): O-methyltransferase activity
Source: RefSeq, a predicted model, not a curated record
AUGGAACGCCUUCCUCACACCCUGAAGGACGCUGACGAGCUCCUGAGAUUAUCCGACUUGCUGCAAGAGGCAGCUCUGACAAUCAAAGACGAAUGGGCCAAGGAGAAUUUCUCGUACCAAGAUGAGAGCAAAGACACAGCGCGCAUUCUACCUAGCCACAGGCUUUGGAACGCAGAGAGAACAAUCGAAGCGGUCACCGGAGCUAUAGUUGAACUUGUGGCUGAGCCUCAUCAGCGCAUCCAGCAAAUCUUGGCAGAGUUCAUGGAAUCGCGCGCGCUGUUCAUUGCCGCCGAGCGCAAAAUCCCUGACCUUCUCCACGGAGCGGGGCCUAAUGGGUUGGAUAUCCAGACAAUAUCCGAGAGAACUGGAAUUGAACGAAGAAAACUGGCGCGCAUAUUGAGAACCUUGUGUUCCAUUCACAUCUUCCGCGAGGUUGCAGAUAACCGAUUCGCGAACAACCGUAUCUCUGGAGCUUUGGUUGAUAAUCCAGGCUUGAGAGCUUAUGUGCAGCUAUUUGGACUGCAUAUCUACUCGUCGUCAGACCACUUUCCUCGUUACCUACUCGGUUCUACAGGUCACUCAUACAAGGUUGACGAGACAGCUUUUCACCGCGCCAUGGGGACAAACAAGCCGCUUUGGGAGUGGAUGACUGAAAAGCUUCUGCCUAGUCAAAUUGUCUCUGACGGUCCAGGCUACCCAGGUGUUCCAGAUCUGUCCGCUUGCAGUGAUUCUAGAGACGCACCAGGCGUGGUCAUUAAUCGACCGGAGCUUGAGAAUUUCGCUUUGGCCAUGGUAGCCGGCGGAAAGACGUCUGGUGCUGCCCACGCGUUCGAUUUCCCCUGGCUCGAGCUCGGGGAAGGUAUUGUGGUUGAUGUUGGUGGGGGCGUUGGAGGCUUCCCACUUCAACUGCUGAACGUCUACCCAAAGUUGAAGUUCGUCGUGCAAGAUCGUCCCGAGAAUGUCGAACGUGGCGAGCACAAGGUUUAUCCCAAGGAAGCGCCCGAUGCCGUCUCCAGCGGUCGCGUAACGUUUCAAGCGCACGAUUUCUUCCAACCGAACCCCGUAAAAAAUGCCGAUGUCUACUGGCUGCGUGGUAUCCUCCACGAUUGGUCCGAUGAUUACUGCGUCGCAAUUCUCAAGGCGAUAAAAACAGCUAUGGGUCCGAAGUCGCGUAUUCUCAUAUGUGAUCCCGUCAUGAAUACGACCUUUGGCUGCGCCGAGAUUCCUCCGGCUCCGAGUCCGCUACCUGCAAAUUAUGGAUACCAUGUACGGUACUGCCAUACUAGGGACCUUGCACUCAUGGCGACACUGAACGGUAUUGAGCGGACGCCCACCGAAUUCAAAGCUUUGUUGGAAAGUGCAGGACUCAGACUGCGAAAGUUUUGGGAGGUAAGAAGCAUGGUGGGCAUCACCGAAGCGGGGCUCAAUGAUGCAAGCGAUUAG